Messenger RNA from Lontra canadensis (Northern American river otter), 430 nucleotides. Its product is annotated as keratin-associated protein 2-3-like. The record is from RefSeq and is a predicted model, not a curated record. Bases 1 to 372 code for a protein of 123 amino acids. NCBI's taxonomy places the organism in Eukaryota, Metazoa, Chordata, Mammalia, Carnivora, Mustelidae. The transcript has a single exon. Gene Ontology annotation, cellular component: keratin filament.
AUGUCCGGCUCCUGCUGUGGCUCCACCUGCUCCUCCUCGGGCUGUGGAGGAGGUUGCUGCCAGCCCUGCUGCUGCCGCGACCCCUGCUGCUGCCGCCCCGUGUCCUGCCAGACCACCGUGUGCCGCCCCGUGACCUGCACCUGCCGCUGCACGCGCCCCAUCUGUGAGCCCUGCCGCCGCCCCGUCUGCUGUGACCCCUGUGGCCUGCAGGAGGGCUGCUGCCGCCCCAUCAGCUGCUGCCCCACGUCCUGCACGGCCGUGGUCUGCCGCCCCUGCUGCUGGGCCUCCACCUGCUGCCAGCCCAUCUCUGUGCAGGCGCCCUGCUGCCGCCCCCCCCUGCUGCCAGCCUGCCCCCUGCCGCACCACCUGUAGGACCUCCCCCUGCUGCUGAGAAGUGUACUGACCAUCUAGAACAAGCAAUCAACCUUCU